Molecule: messenger RNA, 9129 nt
Organism: Cuscuta epithymum
Lineage: Eukaryota; Viridiplantae; Streptophyta; Magnoliopsida; Solanales; Convolvulaceae
Source: the annotation of a GenBank genome assembly
CUCAAUUCUGAUAAUUUAUCAUACUAUUUUGGGCCUAUUUUAUUUCUCUUUUGGGAAUUAAUGACUAAUUUGGACUAAACUUGCUCUUUUAUUAGGAAAGGAUGGAAUUGGAAAGAAGUUUAAUGUUUUGAGACCAAAGUCCAAGGAAUUGGAAGAGGAAGGUUAAUCUCUCAAAAAUCAGCCCAAGACUAAUAAGGAAAGAACUCUUUCCCGUAGCAUUUAUCCUCACCAUAUGUGGAAGAGCACAAAAUGAAAGAUUCAUUCUCUAGCAAACAUGGAAACUUCCAACAAUUCAGCCCACAUCUUAUACGAAUUAGACAUUCCAAAUCAUCAAAACAAAGGCAGUCUUGGCCGAAUUUAAUGGAGGGAGCCGUUGGGGAUUAACUCCCCCAAUUUGAAGAUCCAAAAAUCUGCCCAGACCGUCAUAUAAAACGCAGCAGCAUCGCAGCAGGAAAGGAGGAGGAACGGAGGUGAAAACUGGAGAGAAAGACAGAGGAACUCAGCCGCUCCUUCAUCGAUCAUCUUCGGUUUUUCAUUCUCUAUUAAUUAGUUAGUUUAAUUUCAGAUUUCCUAGUUCUUGUAUUUCAAUUUCAGAACUUUUACUUUCAUGUUUAUGCUAUUGAAAGGUGAUUUCUUCCAUACCUUAGGUAUGAUAUUUGGCUAGAUUUUUACCCGAGGGAUUUGGGAUUAAAGCUUGGUAAUAAGUGAUUAUCUCUUGUGUUUGGUUCUUCCAUUGUAAUCGACAGAUUAUUUUUCCAAUUAAAUUUAUUUUAUGAAUUUCAUUGAUGAAUUUUGCAUUGAGCUCAUGCUUAAUUCUUAUUGUUAGGUAUCGUGUGAUGCACCGACGGGUGAGGCAUGAUAUUUGAGCCCGUAAAAUAAACAUGAUUCACCUAUACUAGACAUAGUUGGGGAAUUGUAGUGACUUUCAAUUGUCGCUUUUUGGCUAGUUAAGUUUAGUGUUCAAUCGACGGAUUAACACUAGCUUAACCGGUACGCGCUAAUAUCUCGACGGAGAAUUAGCAUAUUUUAGAACCAAUUGUCACUUUAAUUGCUUGAACCGACACUGAGAUUUUCUAUUAAUAUCAAGUGUAUAACCCGAAUCCCGAGGGCCGUUUUAUCUAUUGUCUACUUGAUUAAUUCUUAAUUCUGGUUUUACUCCUCGCUCUUAUCUUAUCAAAAUCAAAUCAAAAUCAGUUUUUACUUUGUUGAUAGAAACUUAAACCAUUAUAGUUCAAUUUGUGCUCCUCGUGGGAUCGACCCUGGAAUACUCUGGGUUUUACUACGACCGAUCUGUACACUUGCAGAAAAAAGCGGUCAAGUUUUGGCGCCGUUGCCGGGGAGCGCUUAAAUUGUUUCUUUUUGAUUUUGUUUCUGUCAACUAUUGUUUUUCUUUCUUCCAUUUUAUUCUCUUUUAUUAUCACUGCAUUAUGCUUCACAAUUUUUUCAGUAAGUGCAGAUUUUUAUGCGAUUAAGGGGAUCCAGAAAACAGCUUAACGCAGAUUUGGAACCCUUAGAUCUUGAGAUUGAACGCACUUUUAGACAAAGAAAAGCAAGAAGAAGAUUAGUUAUGGCGAACGAUAAUAAUAAUAGGCAAGUUGUUGUCCCGCCACCUCCACGUUUGAGGGAUAUCCAGCGUCCGGUAAUAGCCGCCAACCCUUCUUGUAUUUUACUUUCUGAUGCCGCAAGAAACUAUGAGCUCAAAAAUAUACAUCUUAAUAUGCUUCCCUCCUUUAAUGGACUGGGAACUGAAGAUGCUUUAGGAUUCAUGCGUGAGCUUUAUAGUACGGUACAAACUUUUCCUUUAAAUAAUUUAUCCGAAGAUGAGCUUCGUAUGAGAUGUUUUCCUUAUUGCAUGAAAAGUGAGGCUAGACAGUGGUUGUUAAAUUUGCCAGAACGCUCUCUAACCAAUUGGGAGCAAGUUUAUGAUGCUUUCAUGUUCAAAUUCUAUUCUAACCAGAAAACAAUGGAUUAUAGGAGUAGAAUUUGCAAUUUUGUUCAAGGGGAAAGGGAAUUAUUUCAUGAAGCAUGGGAAAGGUUUAAUUUAUUUUUGAACCAGUGCCCCCACCAUCAGUUUUCUGUGUUACUUUUAACUCAAUUUUUCUAUGAUGGUCUUACUCCGAAUUGCCAAACUCUUGUAGAUACUGCUUGUGGUGGUUAUACAGGAGAUAAAAAUGCUAAUGAGUUAUGGGACAUUUAUAAGAAUUUGGCUACUAAUUCUCAACAGAAGGCGGUGAGAGGUCAUAGGGCGCUUGUGCACGAAGUGAACGCCCAACCUGAUUCGGCCACACAAUUGGCUGAGCUAAAUAAUCAAAUGAAGUUGCUAAUGACUCGUGAGAGUCCAAGCAGCGAGGUAUGUGCCUUUUGUGGUUCAAUUGGACACAAUGCUAACUUAUGUAUUCAUGCAGGUAUGAAUCAACAACCUGGUGAAGAGGUGAACUAUAUGGGAGCCUAUGGAAAUAAGCAAAAUCAGCCGCAAAAGAACGACCCCUUCUCAAACACAUAUAAUCCAGGUUGGCGGAGUCACCCUAACUUCUCAUGGAAGGAUCCGGGCAAUGCUAGGCCAGUGGGACCUCCUGGGUUCCAGCAAGCACAAGUUACCCCAUUUCAGCAACAAGUAAUGCCUCCGUACCAGUUCCAAAUGCCAGAAAAGAAACCACAAUUUGAAGAAUUAGUCGUGCAGUACAUGGCGAAUCAAGAUGCAACCAUGAAAAAGAUGGAUGCUAAAAUUGACAAGGUGGUGCAGUCUAACCAAGCUUCGAUUCAUACUCUCGAAGUGCAAGUUGGGCAAUUGGCUAGAAUGGUAACGGAGAAGGACAAAGGCAAGCUUCCAGCAAGCACUGAUGUCAAUCCAAGAGACGCGAUGGCAGUCACAUUAAGAAGCGGAAAAAAACUGCCUAACACUUUUCAUGAGAGAGCUCCAGUCAAGGAAAAAACUGUCCAAAAUCAAGUUGCUGCACAAGAGGUAACCAGAGAUCAACUUGACCAGCCAAACACCAAGAAUAAUGUGGUUCAACCAGCUGAAACCGAGGCAGAAAAGCCAUAUGUUCCUCCAGAGCCGUAUGUACCUCCUAUUCCUUAUCCACAGAGGCUGCGUAAGAGGAACCAAGAUAAUAAUUUUCAGAGGUUCUUAGAGAUCUUUAAGAAGUUGCAAGUCAAUAUUCCAUUUGCUGAAGCACUUGCUAGGAUGCCAUCAUAUGCCAAGUAUAUCAAAGAGUUGGUGUCAAACAAGAAGAAACUCGAGGAGUUUGUGACUGUCCAGUUAAGUGAAGAGUGCAGUGCCAUACUACAGAGCAAACUGCCACCAAAGUUAAAAGAUCCAGGGAGUUUUUCUAUACCCUGCACUAUUGGUAAUUUUGUUAUUGAUAAAUGCUUAUGUGAUUUAGGUGCUAGUAUCAAUUUGAUGCCUUUAACUGUUUGCAAAACACUUGGAAUUGUUGAUAUAAAGCCCACUACUGUUUCUUUACAACUGGCUGAUAGGUCGGUUAAGUAUCCGCUUGGUGUUGUUGAAGAUGUCCUAGUUAAAGUGGGUAAAUUUUAUUUUCCCGCAGAUUUUCUCGUGCUUGAUAUAGGAAUUGAUUCUGAUACUUCUCUUAUUUUGGGCAGACCUUUUUUAUUAACUGGCGGGGUUUUGAUUGAUAUGCCUCAAGGAAAAUUAAUUUUUCGGGUUGGGGUUGAAAAGGAGGAGUUUACUAUUGCUAAGGCUGUUAAUUUCCCUGCUUUUGAUGAUUCUUGUUAUGCUUUAGACUCAGUUGAUUCUCUUGUUUCUGAAACUUUUGCUAAGCAUUCAUUUUAUGAACCUCUUGAAGCAUGUAUUGCUCUUAAUUUGAAUGAAAAAGAGGAAGAUUCUGUUUUUUCUGAUUGUGUGAUGAGUUUAGAGGGUCGAGGUUCAUUAACCAGUAACUUUGGAAAGAAAUAUGAAGACUUAGGUAGAAGCAACCCUCCCCUUCCUCCUUCACAUGAAUCACCUCCACAACUUGAGCUUAAACCUCUUCCUUCGAAUCUGAAAUAUGCAUUUCUUGGAAAUAAUAAUACUUUUCCAGUGAUUGUUUAUGCUUAUUUGAAUCCUGAAGAAGAGGAAAUGUUGUUAUCUCUUUUGAAGAAGUACAGGGCAGCUUUAGGGUGGUCUAUUGCUGAUGUUAAAGGUAUAUCUCCCUCGAUUUGCAUGCAUAAAAUCUUAUUAACAGAUGAUCAUACUCCUUGUGUGCAAGCCCAAAGACGUCUUAACCCUAAUAUGAAAGAAGUUGUGCGGGCAGAAAUUCAUAAGUUGCUGGAUUCAGGUAUUAUCUAUCCUAUCUCAGAUAGCUCGUGGGUUAGCCCAGUUCAGGUUGUUCCGAAAAAGGGGGGUAUUACGGUUGUUAGUAAUGAUAAAAAUGAAUUAAUACCUACCAGGACUGUGACUGGGUGGAGGGUUUGUAUAGAUUAUAGAAAGCUUAAUGCUGCUACCCGAAAAGAUCACUUCCCGCUACCUUUCAUUGAUCAGAUGUUAGAACGCCUAGCUGGUUAUGCAUAUUACUGUUUUCUUGAUGGUUUUUCGGGUUAUUUUCAAAUUCCUAUUGCUCCGGAAGAUCAGGAAAAAACCACAUUUACAUGCCCGUUUGGUACGUUCGCUUUUAGAAGAAUGUCUUUUGGUCUUUGUAAUGCACCUGCUACUUUUCAAAGAUGUGUGAUGUCUAUAUUUUCUGAUAUGGUUGGAGACAUUAUUGAAGUUUUCAUGGAUGAUUUUUCUGUGUUUGGCAUGUCUUUCGAUUGUUGUUUGACUAAUCUGGAACGUGUUUUAGCGCGAUGCGUGGAAACUGAUCUUGUACUUAAUUGGGAAAAAUGUCAUUUUAUGGUCACUCAAGGUAUUGUUCUAGGACAUAAAGUUUCUGCUCAGGGAAUUGAAGUUGAUAGGGCUAAGGUUGAGGUUAUUGAAAAGUUACCUCCUCCUACGUCCGUAAAAGCUGUUAGAAGUUUUUUAGGACACGCUGGUUUUUACAGAAGGUUUAUUAAAGAUUUUGCUAAAAUUGCAAAACCUCUUUGUAAUUUACUAGUAAAAGAUACACCUUUUCUGAUGGAUGAAAACUGUUUGCAUGCUUUUACUGUUUUGAAACAAGCUUUAACUUCUUCUCCUAUUAUAGUUGCUCCUGAUUGGACUUUGCCUUUUGAAUUAAUGUGUGAUGCGAGUGAUUUUGCUUUAGGGGCAGUUCUGGGCCAACGAAGAGAGAAGAAAUUGCAUGUUAUUUGUUAUGCUAGUAGGGUUUUGAAUGAUGCUCAAAUUAAUUAUGCAACUACUGAAAAAGAGUUUCUAGCGAUCGUUUUUGCUCUUGAUAAAUUUCGUUCUUAUCUUGUUGGAUCAAAAGUGAUAGUUUUUACUGAUCACUCUGCAUUGAGGUAUCUUCUAUCGAAGAAAGAUGCGAAACCUAGACUAAUAAGAUGGGUUUUACUACUGCAGGAGUUUGAUUUAGAAAUAAGAGACAAAAAGGGGUCAGAAAACCUUGUUGCUGACCACUUGUCUCGUUUAGAGCAUACACAAGCUGUAAUUCCUGAGAAACCAAUAAAUGAUGAGUUUCCAGAUGAGGGCCUUUGGGCCAUUGAUAAAUCUAUAGUUCCUUGGUUUGCUGAUUAUGUGAAUUUCCUAGUUUCUAACAUUGUUCCGCAGGACCUAAGUUACCACCAGAAAAAGAAGUUCUUUGCCGAUGUCAAGCAUUAUAUGUGGGAUGACCCCUUGCUCUUUAAACGAUGUGCUGACGGAAUUGUGAGGAGAUGUGUGCCCGAGGAAGAGAUGGUCCAGAUUCUCAACGAUUGUCAUUCCUCGCCUUACGGUGGUCAUCAUGGGGCUGAGCGGACAGCAGCAAAAGUUCUGCAAAGCGGCUUCUAUUGGCCAACUCUUUUUAAGGAUACUAGGAGUUUUGUGAUGGCGUGUGAUAGAUGCCAGCGUACUGGAACCAUCGGUAAGAGGCAUGAAAUGCCUCAACAAGGUAUUUUUGAAGUUGAAUUGUUUGAUUUGUGGGGUCUGGACUUUAUGGGUCCAUUUCCUCCUUCUAAUGGUAAGCUUUAUAUUCUUGUUGCGGUCGAAUAUGUGUCUAAAUGGGUAGAGGCAGUUGCCUUACCUGAUAAUACCGCAAAAAGUGUGGUCAAGUUCGUUAGGUCUCUCAUAUCUCGCUUUGGUGUACCUAGAGCUUUCAUUUGUGAUAAUGGUGUGCAUUUUAAAAAUUCUCAGUUUUUAUCUUUGCUUUCCAAAUAUGGUUGUCAUCUCAAAUCUGGAACCACCUACCAUCCACAAUCAAGUGGACAGGUAGAGGUUUCCAACCGUGAGAUUAAGUCUAUUCUUGAAAAAACAGUUAACUCAACUCGGAAAGACUGGUCGUUAAAGUUGCUUGAUGCGUUAUGGGCUUAUAGGACUGCCUAUAAAACACCCUUAGGGAUGUCUCCGUAUAGGUUAGUCUAUGGUAAGUCUUGUCAUCUCCCUGUUGAGUUAGAACACCGUGCUUAUUGGGCUGUCAAAACUUUGAAUUAUGACUUGAAAGCUGCAGGUGAAAAGAGAUUGCUUCAGUUGAAUGAACUUGAUGAGAUUCGUCGAGAAUCUUACGAGAACUCUCGAAUUUUUAAAGAAAGGACUAAGGCAUGGCAUGAUAAAAAAAUUCUAAGGAGGGAGUUUAAGGAAGGGCAAGAAGUUUUGUUAUUUAACUCUCGUCUUAAGCUUUUUCCAGGUAAACUGAAAUCCAGGUGGUCAGGGCCCUUUGUUGUGACCAAAGUUCAUCCUUAUGGAGCAAUUGAGAUCGAGGGCAGUGAGAAGAGGCCAUUUGUGGUCAAUGGACAAAGAUUGAAACACUUUUUUCGCGGGGAGACAGUUCCUAAUGCUGAAUCAAACACCCCCCAUUCGGAUUGACGUAUUUUUUUUGAAGUGUCUAGCUCUAGACGUUAACUAAAGCGCUUAUUGGGAGGCAACCCAACAUUUCAUUACCUUAUCCUUUGAUUUUCAUUUUUCCUUCUUCUUCUAGUUUUCUACUUUCUUCGUUUUUUUUGUUUCCUUUUGUUUGCAGAAUAAAAGAUGAUCUGGUGCUGAAGCCUAGUCUGGAUAAACUCCAGCUGAUUUCUUCUGAUUAAAUACUUUAAGGGAGUACUCUUUUCCCUUCACCUUUUACUGUUAACAUUGAGGACAAUGUUUUGUUCAAGUGUGGGGGUGGUUGUUUGGUUUGGCCUUAAAUCUCAGUAGUUUUGAGCUUGAAUUCUCUCCCAGCUUGGAUCUUUUAUGGCCAAUGAUGAGUUUAAUGCCUUGUUAGCACCAAUUUUAGUUAGUGUCAAACAUAAAGCUAGUUUUUAUUUUCAAUAUGUCACUGCUAUUCAUAAAUAAAGUAUCUCUGAUUUUGAGCUUUCUCCUUGAUUUUCAAGUGUGCUGGGCAAUUUUUUUUAAAGUGUAAGUGCAGUCCCUAAUUCAAAUGACUUUUUGGGGCAAGGGUUAAAAUAGAGUAUAUGAAAUGAUUUUCUGAGAAGAAACACUUGCCUUUUAACUUUUGAAGUGCAGUUUGUGUUUUCCUUAGAAGGCUGCUAUCCAACUCGUUUUUUUAUGUUAAUCGUACUAGUGUACAGCUGAGUUUUAAAGUUCAGAUUCUGCGCUUUCUUUUAAUUCUUCAAGAAUAGCAUGGUCAUAUGGUUUAUACUAGCAAUGUGUUUGAGUAGCUAAAGUUGAUUCUAACUUGGCAUUCCUGAGGCAAGUAAGCAAAGCAGACCAUGAGGGUCUUCCUGGGAGAACUUUGAGUAUUCUGCUUAUGCUGAAAUUGUAUUUUACAUCCACUCAUUUUAUUGCUUGAGGACAAGCAAGACUUUAAGUGUGGGGGAAUUUGAUAGGCCCAAUUUCAUUACUCAAUUCUGAUAAUUUAUCAUACUAUUUUGGGCCUAUUUUAUUUCUCUUUUGGGAAUUAAUGACUAAUUUGGACUAAACUUGCUCUUUUAUUAGGAAAGGAUGGAAUUGGAAAGAAGUUUAAUGUUUUGAGACCAAAGUCCAAGGAAUUGGAAGAGGAAGGUUAAUCUCUCAAAAAUCAGCCCAAGACUAAUAAGGAAAGAACUCUUUCCCGUAGCAUUUAUCCUCACCAUAUGUGGAAGAGCACAAAAUGAAAGAUUCAUUCUCUAGCAAACAUGGAAACUUCCAACAAUUCAGCCCACAUCUCAUACGAAUUAGACAUUCCAAAUCAUCAAAACAAAGGCAGUCUUGGCCGAAUUUAAUGGAGGGAGCCGUUGGGGAUUAACUCCCCCAAUUUGAAGAUCCAAAAAUCUGCCCAGACCGUCAUAUAAAACGCAGCAGCAUCGCAGCAGGAAAGGAGGAGGAACGGAGGUGAAAACUGGAGAGAAAGACAGAGGAACUCAGCCGCUCCUUCAUCGAUCAUCUUCGGUUUUUCAUUCUCUAUUAAUUAGUUAGUUUAAUUUCAGAUUUCCUAGUUCUUGUAUUUCAAUUUCAGAACUUUUACUUUCAUGUUUAUGCUAUUGAAAGGUGAUUUCUUCCAUACCUUAGGUAUGAUAUUUGGCUAGAUUUUUACCCGAGGGAUUUGGGAUUAAAGCUUGGUAAUAAGUGAUUAUCUCUUGUGUUUGGUUCUUCCAUUGUAAUCGACAGAUUAUUUUUCCAAUUAAAUUUAUUUUAUGAAUUUCAUUGAUGAAUUUUGCAUUGAGCUCAUGCUUAAUUCUUAUUGUUAGGUAUCGUGUGAUGCACCGACGGGUGAGGCAUGAUAUUUGAGCCCGUAAAAUAAACAUGAUUCACCUAUACUAGACAUAGUUGGGGAAUUGUGGUGACUUUCAAUUGUCGCUUUUUGGCUAGUUAAGUUUAGUGUUCAAUCGACGGAUUAACACUAGCUUAACCGGUACGCGCUAAUAUCUCGACGGAGAAUUAGCAUAUUUUAGAACCAAUUGUCACUUUAAUUGCUUGAACCGACACUGAGAUUUUCUAUUAAUAUCAAGUGUAUAACCCGAAUCCCGAGGGCCGUUUUAUCUAUUGUCUACUUGAUUAAUUCUUAAUUCUGGUUUUACUCCUCGCUCUUAUCUUAUCAAAAUCAAAUCAAAAUCAGUUUUUACUUUGUUGAUAGAAACUUAAACCAUUAUAGUUCAAUUUGUGCUCCUCGUGGGAUCGACCCUGGAAUACUCUGGGUUUUACUACGACCG